Cyprinus carpio (common carp) is the source of this 2819-nucleotide messenger RNA. RefSeq names its product gastrula zinc finger protein XlCGF57.1-like. Gene Ontology annotation, cellular component: nucleus. The transcript is spliced from 3 exons. The record is from RefSeq and is a predicted model, not a curated record. Lineage: Eukaryota; Metazoa; Chordata; Actinopteri; Cypriniformes; Cyprinidae. The coding region runs from base 208 to 1980 and encodes 590 amino acids.
UGGCACUUAAAUGAGCAUUUUUGUAGUUCAGACAGCGGCGUGCUAACAGGACUUUUAUUUUGGUGUUGCGGUGUGACGUCAUAGGACUGCGCCCGUGCGCCGAUCUCCUGCGUCUGUUGAGGUUCGCCUGAAGAAAGGACAAAGUGUCCAAACACACAGAAAAACUCCUGCUGAGGUGACUGAGAUCCACGUGACCCUGUUAUAAAGAUGGAGUUUAUUAAAGAGGAGAGUGAAGACAUAAGGAUUGAAGAAAUAUUCAGUCUGAAACAUGAAGAUGCUGAGGAACAAACAGACCUGAUGGCGCUGAAAGAAGAGAGGAAAAGACUGACAACGAUAGAAGAGAAGGAUCAAUAUGAGAGACUUGACUUCAUAACUGUGGAAACAUCUAUGCAGUCUGAAACAUCUUCAUCACCAAAAAAUGUUCAGAAGACUGAAUCUAACAGUUGCUUCACCUGCCAUCAGUGUGGAAAGAGUUUCAAACAAAAAUAUACCCUUCAAAUGCACAUGAACGUUCAUACUGGAGAGAGGCCUUUCAAGUGCCACGAGUGUGGAAAGAGAUUCUCCCGUAAAGAAAACCUUAAACGCCACAUGAACAGUCACACUGGAAUGAAGCCUUUCAUAUGCCAACUGUGUGGAGCAUGUUUAGCACAUAAACAAAGCCUUAAUGCCCACAUGAAACGCCACACUGGAGAGAAGCCAUUCACAUGUGAUCAGUGUGGAAUGAGUUUCAUACAUAAAGUAUCCUUUGAUUAUCACACGAAGAGAGAAUACUCAGGAGAGAACGGUUUUACAUGUAAUCGGUGUGGAGAGAGUUUCAGUUGUAGAGGAAACCUCAAAAAUCAUACAAGACUUCACACUGGAGAGAAUCCUUUUACCUGCAGUGUGUGUGGGCAUAGCUUCACAUAUAAAGCACACUUUGAUACCCACAUGAGAAUACACACUGGAGAGAAGCCUUUUACCUGCAAACUGUGUGGUAAGAGCUUCUCACGCAACGGAUCUCUUAAGAUUCACAUGGUCGUUCACACUGGAGAGAAGCCGUUUCCAUGUGAUCAGUGUGGAAAGUGUUUUAGACAUAAAACAACCCUUGAUUCACACAUGAAGUGUCACACUGGAGAGAGUCCUUACAUCUGCAAAUUUUGUGGGAAGAGCUUCUCAAGUAAAUCAACCCUUAUUUCCCACAUGAGAAAUCACACAGGAGAGAAGCCUUUCAAGUGCAAACUGUGUGAGAGGAGCUUCACACAAAAGGGAAAUCUUAAGAUUCACAUGACAAUUCACUCAGGAGAGAAACCUUUUGUGUGUUCUCAGUGUGGAAAAUGUUAUGCACGUGAAACAAACCUUACCUACCACAUGAGGAUUCACUCACAAGAGUAUAAUUGUCAUCAGUGUGGACAGAGAUUCCCAGACAAGAGACGCCUUAACUGGCAUGAAAAAGUUCAUUCUCGAGAGUCUUUCACGUGCCAUGAAUGUGGAAAGAGCUUCAGAUUUAAAGGAAAAUUUAAGGUUCACAUGAGAAUCCACACCGGAGAGAAACCUUUCACCUGCACUCACUGUGGAAAGAGUUUCAAUCAGAAAAUAACCCUUCAGAUUCACACGAGGCUUCACACUGGAGAAAAACCUUUCACGUGUCUUCAGUGUAAGAGGAGCUUCACAUAUCAAAGAGACCUAAAACGUCAUUUGCAAACACAUUCUGGAAAGAAACUGGAGUGCUCUGCAAGCAGAAAGAGGCUUAAAAAAAGGAGCAGUUUGAAAGAUCAAAAGCACGAUCGAUCUGGAGGAAGGCAGUUUAAUUGUGAUCAGUGUAAUAAAACAUUUCUUUUGCCAUCACACUUACAAAUACACCUGAGAAGUCAUGCAGAUGUGAAACCAUAUUUGUGUUCUUCGUGUGGAAAGCGUUUUAAAUGGCUCAGUAGCUUAAAAUGGCACCAGAAAAUACGUAUCUGUGUGAAAGUAAAGCUACGUUCUCACCGCAGCCGAAAGUGACCCAAAUCUGAUCAUCCACCUUCAUGACCAUUUGCGUUCUUCUCCUCUAGAUUGUUGUUUAUGUGACCAGUUGUUUUGUAUAAUUCAGUAUAAUUCUGUUUUGGUUUGUUGCAAGACAUCUUUGCGAAUAUAAAAUUCAUCUUAGAAACUUUACAGAUUUUUACAUUCACAAAUUUCAAAAAUAAACAUCAUUAUUACAAGUCUUAUUAUUUUAAGAUUAGUUAAUUGUCAGAAGAGAUACUCAGUUACUCAUCCGUGGCGAGGUGUGUUGCAUUAGCGUUGUCAUAUCUUACUAUAACAUAUCAUUGCCUAAAAAAUGCUCUUUAUUAUUUUAACAUUUUGGGAGGGAAAAAAAUGUACAUACGUUUUUAACAACAAGAUGCAUUUACACUUGUGCAGUUUUGUCUGGUAUGUGGUCCAGACCACCUCCUGAAGUGGUUUGAGCAUUCAGAUUUAAAUCUGUCUCAAAAGCAUUUCGAAGUGCAUUUGCACGUGAUCUUUUCUCGAUUGGAUAUCUAUCUGAUAAGAGAAAAUGUAUGAGGCGGCCAGGUGUUAACAAGCCCUGACAGUGUCAGUGCAGCUUUAAAAUGGCAGUUUUUAAACUAAAGGCAGGGUAGGUAAUUUGGUUCAAAACAUUUGUUGUUAUGCUAGUUUAAAGUCUCUUCACUUCCUGUUAGCAAUCACUAAGUUUCAGAGGUCUAAAUUUAUUUAUAUGUAUAUAUAUCAUCUGUGGAAGACAUAUGACCAUAAAAUGUUCGUCCAAUCAAAAUGUUCAGUCAGCGCUUUGUAACAUAACUUGUUUAAUCUCAUAUUCACAAUAAAAUAUAAGUUUGAAUUUA